Molecule: messenger RNA, 1444 nt
Organism: Nematolebias whitei (Rio pearlfish)
Lineage: Eukaryota; Metazoa; Chordata; Actinopteri; Cyprinodontiformes; Rivulidae
Product: annexin A2-A
Exons: 13
Coding region: 211-1221 (336 amino acids)
Cellular component (GO): cytoplasm
Molecular function (GO): cytoskeletal protein binding; phospholipase inhibitor activity; calcium-dependent phospholipid binding
Source: RefSeq, a predicted model, not a curated record
GAAAACUUAGCAGAGCUUUAAAACCUGGUGUGAACUCACUGAGGAACAGGGUGGAGUCGUAACUGCACACAGAGGGAGGGGAUCUGAGUCCUGGGCAGUGAACGCUGUAUUUGUGAGAUACAAAAGUUCAGCUUCCACACCCGUUCCAUUUCAACAUCCCAGGGAUCAAUCUCUGCGUCCUCUUCACGUCUACAACUGAGAACCGUCAGUAUGGCUCUGGUGUCAGAGUUCCUGGGACAGCUGUCUCUCAAUGUUGGGACCGAAUGCAAGUACCCCACUGUGGUACCCGCUUUGGACUUUGACCCAGACAGAGACGCUACCAGAAUAGAGACAGCUAUCAAAACCAAAGGAGUGGAUGAGCAGACCAUCAUUGACGUCCUAACUAAGAGGACCUACGCUCAAAGGAGAGAAAUUGCUUUUGCUUAUGAAAAGAGGGCGAAGAAGGACAUGAUCACAGCUUUGAAGGGAGCACUGUCUGGCCCGCUCGAAGCAGUGAUCCUGGGACUGAUGAGGAGCCCGGCUCAGUACGAUGCCUCGGUUAUCAGAGGGUCUAUCCAGGGUUUAGGAACAGACGAAGACACUUUGAUAGAGCUUUUGUGCUCUCGCAGCAACAAGGAGCUGGUAGAGAUCAAGGCAGUCUACAAAGAGUUGUUCAAGAAAGACCUGGAGAAGGAUGUGGCUGGUGACACCUCUGGGAACUUUGCCAAGCUGCUUUUGGCUCUUGUGCAGACUAACAGAGAUGAAUCUUCCUCCAUAGUAGACUUUGAGAAGAUUGAUGCAGAUGCCAGAGCUCUUUAUGAAUCUGGAGUGAAGAUCAAAGGAACUGAUGUGAACACCUGGAUCUCCAUUAUGUCUCAGAGAAAUUUCCCCCACCUGAGAAAAGUGUUUGAAAAGUACAAGAGCUACAGUCCUUACGACAUGCAGGAGAGUAUUGUAAAGGAAGUUAAAGGAGACCUACAAAAGUCAUUCCUGGUGCUUGUUGAAUGCAUUCAAAACAAAUAUCUGUACUUUGCCAAAAGACUAAAUGAAGCCAUGAAGGGUAAAGGAGCCAAGGAGAAGAUGUUGACCAGAAUUAUCGUGUCCCGUUGCGAGGUGGACCUGAAAAAGAUCUGCUCUGAAUACAAAUCCACCUUUGGACAGUCUCUGCAGCAGGCUAUCACAGAACACACCAAGGGAGACUACCAGAAGGUACUGCUCAGCAUCUGUGGACCAGAACAAUAAAACAUUAGUCACAAGUAUUAUUUUUAGUCCCUGGAUGUUGGUACUGGAAGUAUGGGUCCAUGAGACCGAUCCUGGAACAAUUUGAUGCAAUUAAGACAUGUAGAGACGUGCAGCAUUGAAGGACAAAAGUUGAUCUUUUUAAUAUAAAUAAGUUUUGUGUUUUUCAAACCAAAACAUGAAUAAAAUGUUUUUGAAGGCUUUUCUUCACCCCAGGUUCUUAAAU